Molecule: messenger RNA, 2222 nt
Organism: Suncus etruscus (white-toothed pygmy shrew)
Lineage: Eukaryota; Metazoa; Chordata; Mammalia; Eulipotyphla; Soricidae
Gene: FAM222A
Product: family with sequence similarity 222 member A
Exons: 2
Coding region: 54-1448 (464 amino acids)
Source: RefSeq, a predicted model, not a curated record
AACCCCGGAUCAAAGCGUACCCCGAGUAGCCAUAGCCGCACCCCUGAUCAGCCAUGCUGGCCUGUGUGCAGAGGACCCAGAACCCGGCGGGUCAGCACCUGGCCUGCCCGAGCAAGAGCCUAGAGCUGCGCAAGUGUGAGGCCGUGGUCAGCUCCAUGCACUCCUCCCGCUACCCCAGCCCGGCCGAGCUGGACGCCUACGCCGAGAAGGUGGCCAACAGCCCGCUGUCCAUCAAGAUCUUCCCCACCAACAUUCGGGUGCCGCAGCACAAGCACCUGGGCCGCACGGUCAACGGCUAUGACACCAGUGGCCAGCGCUACGUCCCCUACCCGCCGCACGCCGCCGGCUACCAGGGCCUGCUGGCCAUCGUCAAGGCCGCCGUCUCCUCCUCCACCUCCAUCUCCUCCUCCGCUUCUUCCUCCUCCAUUUCCUCCUCCUCCUCCUCUUCCUCCUCCGGCUCCGGUGUGGCCGCACCUGCUGGGCCCGCCAAAAGCGUGCUCAAGAACCCCGAGGGCAAGCGGACCAAGCUGUCCCCCGCCGCCGUGCAGGUGGGCGUCGCACCCUACCCAGCGCCCAGCGCCCUGGGGCCCUUGGCCUACCCCAAGCCCCCCGAGGCGCCCGCCCCACCACCCGCGGCCACCGCCACGGCCACCGUCAUCCCCCUGCCCGGCCGGGGCCUGCCCCUGCCCCCUUCCAACCUGCCACCCAUCCACAGCAUCCUUUACCAGCUCAACCAGCAAUGCCAGGCGCCGGGGGCCACCUCUGCCGCCUGCCAGGCUGUGGCCGUGCCCCACCCGAGCCCGGCCAAGCACGGCCCGGUGCCCAGCUUCCCGGGCAUGGCCUACACGGCCGGUGCCGGCCUCCCCGACUGCCGGAAGGGCCCUGAGCCGGCCUUGACGUUGGCCGCCAAGCCGGCCAGCUAUGUGGACGGGGGCCUGGAUUACCUGCUGUGGCCGCAGAAGCCGCCUCCGCCGCCCCCCCAGCCGCUGAGGGGCUACAGCGGGGGCGCCUCGGUGACCAACAAGUCCCCCGAGGCCUGUGGGGGACGUGGGUACGAGCGGGCCGCAGGCUCGCCCCUCAAUUGCGGGAUGGGGCUUCCUGCUGGCUUCGCGGUGGGCCAGUACUUUGCGGCCCCCUGGAACAGCGUGCUGGUGACCCCCACCAGCGACUGCUACAACCCGGCCACGGCAGUGGCCGUGGGGGACCUGGGGGCAGCGGCCCGGGAGCUGGCGGGGCCUCCCGCCGACACCUGCUCAGCACUGCCCAGCAAAAGUGCUUAUGGCACGUCGGCGCUCAGCAGCAGCCUCCAGUCGCUCGAGUAUCUCAUCAACGACAUCCGGCCACCCUGCAUCAAGGAGCAGAUGCUGGGCAAGGGCUACGAGACGGUGGCCGUGCCCCGGCUGCUCGACCACCAGCACGCCCACAUCCGCCUGCCUGUCUACAGAUAAGGCCCACGGGCGGGUGCACGGACGGACAGAUGCACGGACAGACGGACAGACAGGAGGGACGUGCCCUGCCUGCCUGCCUGUCCCGUCAGUGCCCACAGGGAAUCUGGGCCUGCCGCCGGCCAUUGGCUCCGGCUCGGGGGAUAGUGAGGUGACCUCGGCCACUUGGCCCCUGGCCACCCUGCCCUCCUUUUUCAGGGGGUUUCCUGGACACGGGGAGAGCUGGGGCCACUCACUGGCCUCCACGCAGCCUCAUCCCAGCCAGAUGGGGUAGGGAGAGAGACGCCUUCUUUCACGAAGGUUCCUUCUGGGGCUGCGUGCAUGUGACGGUCUGGAGUCAGGGUGGUCAAGGGGCUAGAGGGCGUCCCCUUUUCCUCACCCCCAGGCUCAGAGGCAGGGGCAGAGCACCCCCAUAGGAAGCAGCCCAGCUCUAUUGAUGGCUGACACAGAGGGAGUAACCCUCCUUCUGCCCUUCCUCCUCUGGACUCCCGGCCCCCCCCGCCAGCCCUGUCCUUCCAGAACAGAAUCACACCCCCCAACUGUCUGCCCCAAACCCCAGACUACCCCACCCCGCUCACCUCACAGGGCUGCUGACACCUUUGUGCUGCCUCCCAGGACACACUGGCCAUUUACCACAGCAAAUUUCCGGAUCUGAAGGAAGGGGGCGCCAUUUUCUCCUAUUGGCACAAAGGCACCGAGGGGGGGGACUCCAGGCCUGCCACCUUUGACCCCGGUCAGAGGGACCCUCCCUGUCCUCUUUUUGUUAUUGUUGUUUUG